Physella acuta is the source of this 2130-nucleotide messenger RNA. Its product is annotated as rho GTPase-activating protein 18. Gene Ontology annotation, molecular function: GTPase activator activity. Gene Ontology annotation, biological process: regulation of small GTPase mediated signal transduction; regulation of actin filament polymerization; signal transduction. Gene Ontology annotation, cellular component: cytoplasm. NCBI's taxonomy places the organism in Eukaryota, Metazoa, Mollusca, Gastropoda, Physidae. The record is from RefSeq and is a predicted model, not a curated record.
UUUUCAAAAAAAAAAUGCCAUUUACGUCAUCGAUUUAUGCAGUCUCUGUCGCCUCUGAAUCUAGUGACGUGAUUUCUUUGAUUGUUUUGACUUUGAUGCAAGCGUUCCAUUUUGAGCUGAGGACCACACAUCAUUCUUCACAUCGCCAUCAUGGUUCUCUUUAGCCGGAUCUGUGUCUCUCCGGCCGCUUUCCGGCAUUUCGUUGCCGGAACGAAUUCCCUGAUAUCAAAGGAUGUGAGUCGUUGUUUGAUGGCUGUGCAUGCCAUUAGCGAUAGGGACAAAUUCCAGGAACUCAGCAGAACCCCCAAACAAGAUGGGGCGACACGUUCGUCUGCUAAAAGCUUGAAGUACUGGAACGGUCUACAGUGCCAGACACGAGGCUUGUUUGGUCAGUGCCGGACAGGAGGUCUCGCAGUUUUAAAACAAGCGCUGAAGCCUGGCGUGUCCAACACAUGCUGGGUACCAUCGGCUGGCUACUGCGACGUUCCUGCUUAUUACAACGCCCUGAAGGACGACACAGGCCUGACGUUCAUGGGAGACUUCAGCACAGAGGACCAGGAGCUGAUACAGAGGCUCGCAUACAAUGAGCUGAAAAACAUGAUGGACAAACACCAGCUGCCGUACAAGAAAAGCUCACAUAAAAAUCACAAGUUUCACAAGAUUUUCGGCUCCAGCCUACAAAGUAUUGUGGAACACGAGGCCAAAUUAGGAUUUAAGCACGCCCCCUUCAUGACUUCAAUCGUCGUCAUGGAGUUGGUCAGGAUUCUGAUGAUAGGUGUGCCUGUAAGUGUCUUUGAUAUCCCAGGAUUGAACACAAAGGCCAUCAAGGAGGAAAUCAACGAAAAGUUCUACACCUCCCCCGUCAACCUAAAAAAAUAUGGGCCUCAAGAGGUCGCCAGCGUCCUCAAAUGUUUCCUCGAGGAACUCAAGGAGCCACUACUGAGUGUUGACCAUCUGGAAAGUUUCCCUCCUAUAUCAAAACUGCAUAACAUUCAUCGGCUCCAGAUCUUAAACUACCUGUACAUGAUGAUGCGUGUCGAACACAGGGACACACUACAGAUGCUCAGCUACCUGUGCCAGCACAUCUGCCACAACCGUCAGACCCAGGUGACAGCCAAGAUGGUGGCAGCGAGCCUGCACACGGCCAUCGGCUACUUCCCCGACACCAAGAACGCCAGCACAUUCGCCCAGAUGCAGCUGGAGAACGAGCUGUACACCCAGCUGUACUUCGACUACCACGACAAGCUGUGGGUGGUCCCCCCAGAACUAGUGAAGCAACUGAGACAGUUGUACGUGUCGGGCAAAGCUACAGUUAAACCGUCCAAAUUUCCCUGGUUUAAAAAAGUCAAGUUUGAUGGGGAGAAGGUUGUACCCAACUCUGAACUUGCGAGUCUUAAGGAAAUGAAUAUCAUGGUGCAAGCUCCACAUCUCCCUAAAACUGAGCAGCUGGUGAGGGUGGAUGGGGAGACAAAAGCCAUUGAAGUUGUUGCUUAUUUUGACACAAACGCCAAUCUGAUGAGGGAGUUGAGUACAACGUUGAUGCCAAAGAACCUCAACAUGAGACUACAACAGUACAACUACCUGUAUGAGGUGGGGGGCAACAUCGGUUCUCGCUGUAUCGACCCCAACGCCAAGGUUCUGGAAAUUUUCAAGAUUAAUCCCGACGCUGGCUUUGUCGUGCAGCCAGGCUUUGGGAGAUAGAGAUGUCAUGGGCAUUCAAGGGCAGAUAGACACGUGUUGGGCAUUCAAGGGCAGAUAGACACGUGUUGGGCAUUCAAGGGCAGAUAGACACGUGUUGGGCAUUCAAUGGCACAUAGGUUUUAGUAUUAAUAAUUUUCAAACAAAGUACGGGAUAAAAUUUUGUUAUCAAAUAAGAUUAUUUUAUUUCACUACAUUAUUUUUGAUAAACCAAUGUAUUAUACAACUAUAACAACAAAACACCACCAAACAAACAUCACCAAGCUACAUAACAACACUUUAGUAGAAUUUUUAAAAUGUAGUGUUUAAAAAAUAUAUAAUGUAUGACGUUGAUUUAUUAAAAAAAAAACACAUUUGUUCUUAGAAAUAAUAAUGACGAGAAUUACAUAUACAACAUAUUACAAUGUAAAAGUCGAAAUAAAAUGUACACCA